CUCCGCGGCCUAGCGGGCGCGGGUGCUGGGAGAAGCCUGCCUGGAGCCGACUCCUCUAUUGAGGCCCCCCAAACGGAGCCCCACCCCGACCUUCCCCCAGCAUGAACGGCCGGGCUAGCUUGAGCGGCAAGCCCUACAGCGCGGGGGUGCGCAUCGCCAACUGGAACGAGGACGCGUACUUAGAGGAGGACCUCUUGAAAGAUUUUUUGUAUAAAAGAGAAAAAGGAGAACUUCUAAUACAGAAAUCAAGGAGACUUAAAAAUAAUCUUUUAAAGCAGAUGCAACUAUCAGUUUCGAAAGAUGGAUUUGUUCACUUUGGAGACAUUGUGAUGCUUUUGAGCCCUGAAAACAAUAAAUCACCUAUGGAGAAUUACCCUGCAGUGCGUGGCAAUCUAACUUUGGCUGUUACUCCAGAUGAUAUAACAGUACAUAUGUCUGAGUCAUUGCAAGUCCCCUGUGGAGUGAGUGCAGUGAAAAGCGUGAACCCUGUUGGUCGAAAUGCAUUUCGUAUCCUAAGUGUUGAAGGAAAUUCUAUGGGUGAACCCAUUAGAUUUGGACAGAAUUUUGGUCUUGGGGCAACAGGUGGUUUUACCGAUCAAAUGUUAUAUCUUGCAAGUGACCAUAAAUCAUUUACGAGAUUUGCUAAAAAAUCAUACCUUCAGCAAGUGUUUUUGACAGAUGAGCUCUCCUAUCUGACAUGCUGGCAAGCUACCUUUUUGGAUCCACAGCUGCGUCUUGAAUAUGAAGGAUUUCCAGUUCCUGCAAACACUAAAGUCCUUAUCACUCAUUGCCAUACAAAUAGAGGUUUAGCAGUUCCUAGGAACUAUUGGAUAAGGUCAUACUUUGGAAAGGAAUAUGAAGUCAUCUGUCACACCUAUCUGGAUUCCCAUAAAGCUGAAGAAGAUAAGAAUUACUGGAUAAUAGUAACUGCGAAUCCCAGUGAUGAUGGAAAUACUGUGUUUGACAGACCUAAGCCUCCCUCAGAGGAGACCAGAGAGAGAGAGAAGAAUGAACUUUAUGCAGGAACAUAGAAUGUAAUAGUCCAAGGUCAAAAAUUUUCAUUUUAUUUAUGCUUUUACAAAAUGAAAAUUCUAAUUUUGAUGAUAAUUAGAGCUUUGAGUGCACUUCACACUUUCUCUAUUCACAUUUUAUUUUUAACCCUAGAUUCAUUUAUUUUAUAAGUAGUUAUGAAAAUCUGCCAUUAAUUACACUGGGAAGCCCCACUGAAGUCAGGGUUUCACUUAAAUGUAACUGAGGACAGAAUUUGGUCAAUAAAAUUGGUGAUCCAUGUACAAGCUCAGCUCUAGGAGUUCUCUUAACCAAGCAAGGCUUGAUUUUCCCAUUUUGACAUUCACUGAUGGUAACAGAUGUGUCAGAAAUUAGUAACACUAAUGGAUUUUCCUCAGCAGUCCUAAGAACUUAUUUAACUACUACUUUCAAAAUAAGCCACUGUCUCUUUUUUAAGGAUAAUGGAUAUAUGGUAGUUUCCAAAACAUUAAAAGCCAAAGGCAUGCCAUCUUAUCAUUGGAAUCUUCGGCACUUAGAGACCACCUCAGAGAACCUUAUGUCAAUUGAACUCACAUUUUCCUCUGGCUAGCACAGCAUUGCCAAGUGUUCAAAAAUCAUAAAUCAGGCGUCAAAAUCAUAAGAUUGGCUUACAGAUUGUGACUUCUAAAAAAAAUAGUAAUUUGGGGAUUCUUUAAUUUGCCUUUUCGAUUUUGAGUCUUUAGGAAUCAUGUAUUCAAGCUUUUCUUCAGAAUUACAAGGCUGGGAUGGAAGAGCAGCAGCAUUGUGAUAGGCUAUUGGUGUACAACAAGGGAAGGAAAUUUUUGGCCAAAACGAACCAAGACAAAUCUCCAUUCUUAUAAAAAUGGUGAGGAAUCUUUAAUGUCCAAGCAAUUCAGACAAGACCUUGGUUUUAAAAGUCUUACCAAAAUAAGUUUCAAGGAACUCUGCAAGGGCUGAUUUGACCCUGUCAUAAUUUCAAGCUGUAUUUCUAGAGUCUGUCUGAUUCAAACCCAGUGCCUAGGACUUUUGAACCACUGUCUGCAUCCAAUAUAAAAUGAUCAAAUUCUUCUUCCUGGAGAACAAGAAAUAAAGCCAAAAAUUUAUGAAACUAAGAAAAACUGAUUACCCAUUUACUUGCUGCAAAGCUGAAAAACUACUGAUGCUUGUGUACAAAUCUAUUGGUCUACAGUACCCAGUGAGUUUCUCUGUUUAUAUACAGUAGUUAAUUCCAGUCCUUGGAGGUACAGUGAUAACUUUAAAAAGAAAGUACACAAAAAUAAGCACCGACUGAAUGGGUUGUCUUCUGUGUAACUUUUUUGGAUGUUCUCUUGCUGCCACAAUAAGCCAAAUAUAUUGUUCAUAGAAUUGUCCUUUGCCCUUUUCCCAUGACCAUGCCAGAUGGCAGAUGGUAAACAAACAGAUCUGGCUGCUCUGGUGGUUUAGUGGUCACAAUGUACGUGGUUAAUGGGCCUCUAAAUUCUCCUGCCUCCUUAAUCAAUCUAGAGUUGUUGCUUGCAGUGCUUACAAAUGCUAAAAAUUAAAGCAUCUUACUGUUUGCAAUUAUAAUCCAAAACCGUAACCUAUUUUAACAUAAUAUAUUGUUAGACAAAGAAAAACAAGUGCUUUAUUACAGGGAAGAAUUUGAAUUUCACAAGGCAUAAACCAGUCGCAUACAUUUUUUACCUUGGCUAUAACUAUUCGCAGAUGAAUCCACUACAGUCUAACUCAGUAUUUUUAUAAUGUAAUGGCAUCAUGAUAUGUUAUAGUAUAAACAAUUAAUCUCUUUUUAAAAAUCGUAUUUUCUUUUUAAAAUUGAGUUUCUGUAAGAUUUUAGUAUAAUCAUACAGUUCUCAACACUGGUCACAAGAUGGCAACCUUUUUUUAAAAAAAGAAAACAGUCCAUCUGAACUGCUUUAAACAUUUUAAUCCAAAUCAUCCCUGAUACAUAAUGCCACAAAACGUAAUCAAGUUACAACAGGCUUGAAUUAAGGCCAUUAGGUGUUUCCAGAGUGUUGUCCUGUUUUUAGAACAUGAAAUUUAAUUUUUAGGAAGCAAAACUAGGCAUAAGGACACUUGAAACCACUCAUAUGAAGUCAGUUUCUGAAAGACAGCUAACAGGAAUGGAAAACAAUUAAGAACUAAGACAAGUUUAUAGGAAAGAAUAUCUUUAGAACCUGUUUCCUUUAUUUUCUAAACAUAGAAGCAAGUACUCCUAGCUGCAAUAUGUGAUAGACAGCAUAAACUAUUUUAGGGCUACUGUACUACCUACUCUGUAUACAGCAAUCUUAGUUCUAGAGAGAGAUUUGAGGAUUUUUUUAAAUCUUCAGAUUUUUCCAAUAAAACUCUAUAAUCCUACUUAGAAUAGGUAUUUUUAUAUCUGAUACACUUGGAAAACUCAGUGUUCAAUAACACACACACUUGUAUUUUGACCGCUGUGGUGGUGAAUAUAUAGGGCUCUAAUUAAAAAUGUUAUAUUCCUCAAUAUGGACUCAAAAUCUGAACAAGUGUGGUGUAGACUUCUUUGCAUGAUGGUGGGCUUGUUUCUUCAUGCACACUUGGCAUAUAUAAUUAACAUUCUGGCUUCUUUUUGUGCAGAGGGAGGGAAGGAGAGUUACCUGCUGACCCCAUGCUGCAGAAAACUAGCUGGUUAGAUUCUUCCAAGGGAAGAUUAUUUAUUUAAUUCUGAGGGUUGAGUCUUUUGUUUUUUAACUGCAACCAGGGCCAAUCAGAGGGGGGGCCAGGAGGGCCAUUUGGCCUGGGCCUCAAGCACAAAGGGAGCCUCAAAUUUAGACAGUUGUUAAUUUUUUGGCAUUUGAUGAGUUUCACAACUUAUUUUUAUGUGCAUCCCUAUAGGACCAAAAUGUGACACACACUCUCAGCCUAGAGCAGCAAAUUUAAGCAAAUAAGAGAGGUGAUUUGGUUUUUUGUUGACAGAUAUAGAUUGUCAUAUUAAAGAGUUAAAAAUAUUCAUAAAUAUUAAUAAAAAUAUAUCCGUUCUGAUGGUGCAAGAUUAGACUAUGAUGAAUGUGUCCUCUCAGAUCAGGUGAUUAUAUAAACAAACCACUACUAGUGGCUGGUGCUGGAUCAGGUGCAUGUUGAAAGAUUGAGAAUUGUUACAUUUUAGUGUCUUUAUAGUUUUAAGUCUAGUUGACUAAGGAAUUAUUUAUGUAUGCUAAUUCCUCAUUAUUAUUUUCAUAUGGUAGCUAAAAAAGGUGACUAGUUGGUGAGCCCUAGCUUGGCCAUCAUCAUACACGUUCAUAGUUUAUAGGCCCAGAUUCAAGGUGAAAAUUUGUGAGGACAAUCUUAUACAGUGACUUUUGUGAGGACACGUUUGAAAUUUUUGGACAUUAUCCCUCUGUCUGUAUCCAUGUCUGUGUUUACUACAGGGGUCGGCAGUCUUUCAGAAGUGGUGUGCCAAGUCUUCACUUAUUCACUCUAAUUUAAGUUUUCUUGUGCCAGUA
Messenger RNA from Gopherus evgoodei (Goodes thornscrub tortoise), 4469 nucleotides. It is a transcript of the gene CFAP161, whose product is annotated as cilia and flagella associated protein 161. NCBI's taxonomy places the organism in Eukaryota, Metazoa, Chordata, Testudines, Testudinidae. Gene Ontology annotation, cellular component: motile cilium. The transcript is spliced from 7 exons. The coding region runs from base 102 to 1031 and encodes 309 amino acids. The record is from RefSeq and is a predicted model, not a curated record. Gene Ontology annotation, biological process: cilium assembly.